Molecule: messenger RNA, 1214 nt
Organism: Elgaria multicarinata webbii
Lineage: Eukaryota; Metazoa; Chordata; Lepidosauria; Squamata; Anguidae
Product: actin-related protein T2-like
Exons: 1
Coding region: 66-1166 (366 amino acids)
Source: RefSeq, a predicted model, not a curated record
AAGUAGAGACCCUAGAUGGAAAUCACCGGAGGUGGCAUUAUUUUGGUUGUUUCGUCGGCAGAGCCAUGUUGGAUGCGACGGUUUUACAAACGCCAGCCAUAAUCAUUGACAAUGGAUCUGGAUCGUGUAAAGCUGGGAUCGCAGGUGAUACCAAACCAAGGUCGGUGGUCACGUCUGUUGUCGGCCACCUUAAACAGAAAGUGGAGGAAUACUACAUUGGGGAGAAAGCCCUCUCCAACAAAGCUGCCGCCAUGUUGAAUUAUCCUGUUGAGCACGGCAUAAUUACUUGUUGGGAUGACAUGGAGAAGCUGUGGAAACACAUCUGUAAACAUGAGCUUAAAGUAAAAGCCAGCGAGAGGCCUGUCCUUCUCUCAGAACCACCACUGAACCCACGUCAAAACCGGGAAAAAAUUACAGAGCUGAUGUUUGAACACUUUAAUGUUCCGGCUUUGUACCUCUCAAUCCAAGCUACUUUGGCUCUUUACACAUCAGGGCGCACCACUGGAUUGGUCAUGGACAGUGGGGAUGGAGUAACCCACACCGUCCCUAUCUAUGAAGGAUAUUGUCUACCUCAUGGGGUGUCCAGACUUGACAUGGCAGGAAAGGACAUUACCGAAUACCUCGCCAGUCUCCUUUUGGAGAACAGCCAUUCUAUAAGCAGGGCCAAGAAAACCAUGGUGAAGGAUAUCAAAGAGAAGUUCUGCUAUGUGGCUUUGGAUCCCAAGCAAGAAGCUGAAAAGAAAGCAGAGGAGGUCCUGAAGCUACCAGAUGGAAAUUCCAUCAAAAUCAACCUUCACCUCUGCCGAGCACCAGAAAUCCUGUUUGCGCCAAAGGCCGUAGGCCUCGAGGCUCCCGGCAUUCAUGCCAUGAUCACGAAGAGCAUUAGGAAGUGUGACAAGGACAUUUGCGCCCUUCUCUACGGAAAUGUGGUCCUCUCAGGCGGGUCGUCCCUUUUCCGAGGACUGGAUGAAAGAAUUUUUAAGGAGAUAGAACAGCAAGUUCCGAAGGGAGUUCCAGUUCGAAUCAUCGCCCCCCCCGAAAGAUCUUAUGCUGCCUUGAUUGGUGGUUCCAUCCUUACGAACCUGGCCUCUUUUGCACCCAUGUGGUUUACUCUCAAGAACUACCAAGAACUUGGCGCAGCUGGGAUCCAGCAGAAGUGCUUUUAAGAAAACGAAACCACAGCCAAAUUCAAGUCUGCCGAUGAAGACUUACAA